Molecule: messenger RNA, 3513 nt
Organism: Drosophila willistoni
Lineage: Eukaryota; Metazoa; Arthropoda; Insecta; Diptera; Drosophilidae
Gene: Brca2
Product: breast cancer type 2 susceptibility protein homolog
Exons: 4
Coding region: 143-3133 (996 amino acids)
Source: RefSeq, a predicted model, not a curated record
GAUCACUACUAACACUGCCCAACACUGCUUGUCAUUAUAUGUUGAAUCUAAAUAAACAAAUAAAUAAUAAAAGAAGUGCAAUUGCAACAUACACACGCAAUUUUUUACAUAUGUGCAAACAGAAGUAUAACUCGGAAAAAGGAUGCACUCAAAUGACGAUAUUAACAACGCCGACAUACUUGAUUGCAUGCGGAACCGUCAAGUAAAAAAAAACAAGCAACAGUCUGCAGCAGGUCAAGAUGCCUGCGCGACUAGUGGAUUUGUUGCUUUAGAUAGCAUGGUAGAAUCAAAGCCGUGGACAGCCUCCUUAUCAGAGCAAAACUCAAUUGUGAACAUGAUACGUCAGGAUUUCUGUUUGUCGUCUGAGGAUGAUGAUGAAUUAGAUCUUCCAAAUGUCUCCAAAUCUAAGUUCGGCAAUCAAAUUUUAAAAACGUACAGCAAAGAACGAUCACGGCAUGCUACUCCGAAUCGACUAACCGACAACGACGAUCAAGAUGAUCGAAUGAGCUGUUCAUCUGGACUAUCUGUGCAGGAGGCAGAGGCUAAUGAAAGCUUGUUACCUAAACUGAACCAGAUGGACGCACAUAGUUCCCAAAAGAUGCGCCAAAAUUUACUUAAUCUAAGUGAAUCUUUAUCAACACCAAUCAGUAAGACCGAGAAUAAGCCCCAAACCACAAGUGAUAAUUGUGAUUCUACAAAAUUAAAAGGUACUUUUGAGUCGCAGAAUCCUUUAGUCACGACUGCUUCUUCUCAAUCAAUGUUGUGCGACGAUUGGUCUGAUAGUGAUUCCAUUUUGGCAGAAUAUAACACAGAACCCAGCGAUGAGUUAGCUGAGAAACAUGAGAAGACUCCGUCUACUGUUUCGGACAUGCUGUUUGGCAUUCCAUUAAGUGAGUGGCAGACACCCAUGGAUUUGCCAGGCGAACAGAAAGAUAAACCAUUUGAAAUGGAUCAAACUAAUAAUGAAACUGUUUCAUUUUGGACGGCAUCUAAAAAGGUAAUACCAGUUUCGGAAGAAACAAUGAACAGGGCUUCCUCGUUAAUGGCUCAGGCCACAGCGGAGGAAAGUAAUGAAACAAAACCCCCACGAAAAGGUCUCUCAAGAGUUCUGAAUCAAGGAAAGGAAGAAAACUGUUCAUUUUGGACAGCGUCUAAAAAAAUAAUACCAGUUUCGGAAGAAACAAUGAACAGGGCUUCCUCGUUAAUGGCUCAGGCCACAGCGGAGGAAAGUAAUGAAACAAAACCCUCACGAAAAGGUCUCUCAAGAGUUCUGAAUCAAGGAAAGGAAGAAAACUGUUCAUUUUGGACGGCAUCUAAAAAGGUAAUACCAGUUUCGCAAGAAACAAUGAACAGGGCUUCCUCGUUAAUGGUUCAGGCCACAGCGGAGGAAAGUAAUGAAACAAAACCCUCACGAAAAGGUCUCUCAAGGGUUCUGAAUCAAGGAAAGGAAGAAAACUGUUCAUUUUGGACAGCAUCUAAAAAAAUAAUACCAGUUUCGGAAGAAACAAUGAACCGGGCUUCCUCAUUAAUGGCUCAGACCUCAAAGGCAGAAGAAAAUUGUGAAGCGAAACACUCCCGAAAAGGUCUUUCAAGAGUAGUUACCCCUCGUGAAAAUUGCAGAAAAAUUGCAGAUAAAAAGUUUAUACCAAUUUCAGAAGAAUCAAUGAAGAGGGCUUCCUCAUUGAUGGCUCAGACCGCACCGGCUCAGAAGAAUGUUGAAAAAUCAAAUGAAGCAAAACCUUUACAAAAAGGUCUCUCAAGAAUUAAUACGUCUGUUUACAAUUCAAGCAAAUGCGAGUCUAAACCGAUAAACAGUCAAAAAAGUCUUUCUAAAAUAUUUGAAUCAUGUCCAGACCAUAAAAAUGUUCCAAUUUCAAAAACGACAAAUUACAAGUCGCCUAUAAGCUUUAACACAGCAAAUAUGGAUAUAUCAAUAAAUAAUCUCAAUACGGAAUCCUUAAAAGCUAUUCCCGAUUUAUGUGAAACAAAUGAUAUAAGGAAAUUUAAACCACCAACUAAAUCACAAGUUUCUGAGGACCCCAAGGCAAUACCUAUUUCUGAAGCACCGAAAAUACCAUUUACAUUUGAAUCGCCUAAAAUCGAACCUUCAGAUUUUCAAAAGACUCUUUCAGCCUGUCAACAAAUUAUUAAAGUAUCGGAUCAGACUAAAGAGAAAGCAAUACAAGUCAUGACUGAUCUCCAAACAAUGUAUUUAGAGAACCAGAAGUCUGUUAAUGAGCCCAUAUUUAAUGAUGAAGGUGUAAGAUUUCACACAGCCUGCCAAGAACUAUUUGGAAUUUCGGAUGAGGCAAAGAAUAAUGUUACUAGGAUACUGACUGACUUAAAGGCGGCAAUAUCCCAAUGCGCAUUGUUUCGUACACCUGCUCUAGAGGAAUUCCAAAACGCUUGCACAAAUGUGAUUAAUGUCAUGGAGGAGUCACAAAAUGUGGCUUCUAGGAUAAUGCGUAACUAUGAUGAAGCGCAAAACAUGGGCUCUACAGAACCCCAAGAAACGAAAUUAUUCUUGGAAAACCCAAUUAAUGAUUGCAAACUAAAUGAGGAAGCUAAAUCUAUUGAAUCGAAUGUGAGUAUUUCGCCAGGUGAACAUGUGUCAGAGACAGAAUCAGAAAUUAGCUCUGGGGAAGACUUUAAUGGCUUCUUCGAAUUAGAAACACCCAAAAUUCAGAAAGAUCCAAACGCAGACAAUAUAAACGAUCCACAAUUGCAAGCCACAGAAACCUUUUCAAAAUCCCAACCGGAAAAAGGAUUUGCUACGACUCCAUCCUGCCCACAUAAUAUACAUUCUUCCCUCUCACAACUGGCUAAUCGUUCACCUCUAGACAAAAGCACCAAAAGCGCCAUAAUCGCUCGACGAAAUUUACUUACACUUAACAGGCGUAAACAUCGAAAUUUAAUUCGUCCUGAAGUUGAACUUCAACCCAAAAAGGAAAGACCACCGAGCUUCAGUCCCAAGUUUUGUUCAACUAGUACUCCGCUGGUUGAUAGGAAUCCAAAUAUAUUGGAUAAUUCGGUUGUCUUCGAACACAGAAAUAGUUGCGAUCGUGAGGACCUUACGCCACAAAACAAAAAAAGACGAUGCUUGGGUCUAAGUCGAAUGCCAAAUAAGUUCUAAUGUUUCAUAUUAUUUAUUAACUGCUUGUUGGUUGCCCAGUUUGAAAAGGGGUUUUUUUUUUUUUAAUUUAAGAGAAAAAAAAGGCCUUAAACCGAUUCAUAUUUUUAAAUGGAAAGGCAUAUAAGUAUAUCAUUAACUAAUUACCUCUUAUUUCUAAGUUAAAAUCUAUGAAAACAAAGAAGUUUAAUUUAAGAUGCAUUUGAAAUGAAAAAAAUACCACUUGGUCGCUGAGUACCUGUACAUUUAAUUUAAGAGUUAUAAAAGGUGGUCCUUAAGGCUUGCAUAUCAACGGAUAAUUAAUUUUGAUAAAUAAUCCUGAAGAAUACGAAUCUAUAACGUAUAUUUUUGAGUAUGCGAAAAUUAAACAUUUUUUCGAACCA